Messenger RNA from Paralichthys olivaceus (Japanese flounder), 1106 nucleotides. It is a transcript of the gene tceanc2, whose product is annotated as transcription elongation factor A (SII) N-terminal and central domain containing 2. NCBI's taxonomy places the organism in Eukaryota, Metazoa, Chordata, Actinopteri, Pleuronectiformes, Paralichthyidae. Gene Ontology annotation, biological process: DNA-templated transcription. The record is from RefSeq and is a predicted model, not a curated record. Gene Ontology annotation, cellular component: nucleus.
UUUUUCCGAUAGCCCUUGAAUGCACCAUUAGCCUCCUCUGUUUUUAGCAUCUGGUCCGCUGUUAGCUCUUUACCAAACAGAACUUUUUUCACCGUCGCCGCUGGAAGAACGAACAUUAACGGGAGGAGUGUGUUAGAAUCUCUUUGUACGAGCUGAUCCAAGCGUCUGAGAUACUUCAUUUCAAAUGACAGAGCUAGCUCGGUAACGCUAACAGCGGUUAGCAUUUUCUAGCUUGAACUUAGCUCUCGAACCAGAGAGCCUCUCUUCCUGAAGAUGGACAAGUUCGUGGUGAAGCUCCCCAGAGGAGAACCGGCUGCUAAAUCUAAAAGCAACGAGAGGGUUUACAAACAAACCACCAUCGAGUCUUUAAGGAGGGUGGUGGUGAUUGAGGACAUCAUGCGAUACAAAGCCAUGUUGGAGCUUCCUGAACAGAGCAGAGACAACCUGCUGACGGCCCUGACAGAGCUGAGCAAGAAGAUCCCGUCCACUCAGGUGCUGCGGUCCACCAAAAUAGGCCACACUGUGAACAAAAUGCGAAAGCAUCUGGACCCUGAGGUGAGUUCAAUGGCAGCAAAGGUUUACACCGACUGGAGGACGUUCGUCGAGGAGAAUUCCAAUAAGCCGUCUAUUGAGGUGCGCUCCGACAAACAAUCCGAAGGACUCAGGAGCAACGCCAGAAGACUAAUGUCUGAAGCCCUGGAGGUCAAGGAGGACUCUGGUCUUAUAGACGUCAUGGAGAGAGAAGUGUUUCACCAGAGUUCCCGGUUAGUCAGUGGUUCAUACAGACGGACUGUUCGAGCGCUGGUGUUUGCCUUCAAGCACAACCCUGAGAUCCGAGCUCAAGUGAAGGACAAGACAUUUUCAGUUAACCAGCUGGUUUCUAAAUAUAAGAAAUAGCUGAAGAAGAACAAGGCUGUGCCUCUGACUGCAUGUCACAGACUUCUGGUUUAAGUUUUUAGACGCACACACAAAUAGUUUUUUUCAAAUUACAUUUUUUUUAUUUUCUGCAAAGGAAAUACAAAAUAUUUUAACAUUUUGUGGCACAUACUCUUGCACUGUUGUUUAACUGUGCAUAAUUCAUACUGAAGAAAAUACAUUUUAUUGUU